AUGUUCAGACUUGGAGUGCGAACGUUCGCGACAACAGCUCGCAGAGCUGCAGAAACGGCUGUGCAAAUGGAAGCUCUCAAUCAGUACGGGAUCGGCGUCUCCAAAGCGCAAGGAAUUGUCAAGGGUAUGACUGGAGCAAUUGGCAACACCCCAGUAAUCCGACUAAACCAUAUCUCCGACGCAACAGGCUGCGAAGUGUUAGGAAAAGCAGAGUUCAUGAACCCCGGAGGCUCAAUCAAGGACCGAGCAGCCCUCUACGUCGUGAAAGAUGCCGAAGAAAAAGGCCUCCUAAAACCAGGCGGGACAGUGGUUGAAGGAACAGCAGGCAAUACCGGGAUAGGACUCGCGCACGUCUGUAGAUCAAAAGGAUAUAAAUUGGUCAUCUACAUGCCGAACACACAAUCGCAAGGCAAAAUCGACCUCCUCCGACUCCUCGGAGCAGAAGUAUACCCCGUCCCAGCAGUCGCGUUCGACAAUCCGGAGAACUAUAAUCAUCAGGCAAAGAGACAUGCAGAUAGACUAGAGAAUGCAGUCUGGACGAACCAGUUUGAUAAUGUUGCGAAUCGGAAAGCGCAUAUUGAGACCACGGGCCCGGAGAUCUGGUACCAGACGAAAGGGAAGGUGGAUGCGUUUACGUGUGCUACUGGGACGGCGGGCACGCUGGCUGGUGUGACGAGGUAUUUGAAAACUGUUUCAGACGGGCGAGUUAAGUGUUUCUUGGCGGACCCGCCGGGGAGUGUGCUCCAUUCUUAUAUUCAGUCUGGAGGGAAUUUGAUUGAGAGGAGUGGAUCGAGUAUUACGGAGGGAAUUGGGCAGGGAAGGGUUACGGAUAAUUUGAAGCCGGAUAUUGAUUUGUUAGAUGGGUCGUUGCAUAUUAGUGACGAGAAGAGUAUUGAGAUGGUGUAUAGGUGCUUGGAUGAGGAGGGGCUGUACCUUGGAGCAAGUUCGUGUUUGAAUGUUGCGGCUGCUAAGGAGGUUGCUGAGAAACUUGGAAAGGGACACACGGUGGUCACGGUUCUGUGUGAUGGAGCAUACAGAUACGCUGACAGGUUGUUCUCGAAGAAGUGGCUUACGGAGAAAAAGCUCCUUGGUGCGAUACCGAAGCAUCUAGAGAAGUAUAUAGUUCUCCCUUGA
Messenger RNA from Hyaloscypha bicolor E, 1134 nucleotides. Its product is annotated as cysteine synthase. The transcript has 2 exons. The record is from RefSeq and is a predicted model, not a curated record. NCBI's taxonomy places the organism in Eukaryota, Fungi, Ascomycota, Leotiomycetes, Helotiales, Hyaloscyphaceae. Gene Ontology annotation, cellular component: cytoplasm. The coding region runs from base 1 to 1134 and encodes 377 amino acids. Gene Ontology annotation, molecular function: cysteine synthase activity; pyridoxal phosphate binding.